AUGUCGAACUUCGAGCCCAAUGCCGUCAUUCGUGGCUUCCAGCUCACCGUGGUAGGAACUGUCCGCGCUCUAAAGAAUCCAGAUCUGUUCAAGCAUGAGCACUUCCGUCAAGCAGCUAUAGCAGUUGCCGUUGGGAUUGUCAUCCAACUAAUUAUCCAAAUUCCGAUAAUCAGCCUGAAGUUUAUUCUCUACAUUGCCUCCUGGAUCAUCGACCUGGAAAGCGCAACAUGGGACGACGAUCUUCUCAAGGGCCUGGAGUUCUUAUCCAAAUCUGUUCUCCAAGUGCCGUUCCUUCUGAUGACCUUAAUGGGCCAUCUUACGCCGACUCUUGAUGAAAUAUUCAUGCAAUCCAUCCACUGGGUGGACGCCACAUACGCUCAGAAACACAAGUCUGAGGAUCCCAACACUUUGCGUGACAUGUACUACCCCAACCUUGAAAUGUUUCCUGCAAAAGGAGGCCCUCGUCAAUCACGCCCCAAAAUGGAGGUGUUCAUGAUCUUUGCCAAUCGCUAUGGCAAGAAAAUUGGGCUGGGAUUAGCUGUGUAUUUCCUGUCCAUGGUCCCUAUUGUUGGUCGCUUCGUUAUGCCGGCAGCCAGUUUCUAUACCUUCAAAUCGCAUGUCGGCACUGCGCCAGCCGUUGUUAUCUUUGGUGCUGGACUGGUUCUCCCCAAGACAUACAUCAUUCAGUUUCUCCACACCUACUUUGCAUCAAGAAGUCUGAUGCGCGAACUACUUGAACCGUACUUCCGCCGUAUCAAGUUCACUCCGGAACAGAAAAGCCGCUGGUUCCGCGACCGUGAGGGCGUUUUAUUCGGCUUUUCGUUUGCCUUCACCGUUGUUCUGAAGACUCCCUUCAUUGGUGUGGUAAUGUACGGCGUUGCUGAGGCAUCUACAGCAUACCUUGUCACCAAGAUUACUGAUCCACCACCAUCCCCGGCUGAGAGCGAAGGUUUCGCUGAGAGUCAAGUAACUUGGAAGAAUAAACAUGACUUCCUGCGUCUGCCACUUGACCACAUUGAUAAGCUCAAUGUAUCUAGUCAAGACAAUGUCAAGCACGACUCGGUCCCUGAGGGAAAGAAAACUCAUUGA
Molecule: messenger RNA, 1089 nt
Organism: Penicillium pulvis
Lineage: Eukaryota; Fungi; Ascomycota; Eurotiomycetes; Eurotiales; Aspergillaceae
Gene: usgS
Product: transmembrane protein UsgS
Exons: 5
Coding region: 1-1089 (362 amino acids)
Source: RefSeq, a predicted model, not a curated record